GACACCUUACUCCAACACAGCCGAGGGUUCAAUCCCCGCCACCGGCACGACAUUAGGGCAAACCGUGAAACUUUUUGCUUUCUAUCAUAGAAAACGAGCUUUAAAAUCAUUGCUCCGGUGUCCGGCCAGUGAGAAAUUUUGGCUUCCGGCGAAGGAUUCCGAUGGGGAAGAACGAGUUUCUGACUCCCAAGGCUAUAGCGAAUCGAAUUAAAGCCAAGGGUCUCCAGAAGCUGCGAUGGUACUGCCAGAUGUGCCAGAAGCAAUGCCGGGACGAGAACGGCUUCAAGUGCCACUGCAUGAGCGAGAGCCACCAGCGCCAGAUGGAGGUUUUCGGCCAAAAUCCGAACCGGAUCGUUGACGGCUAUUCCGAGGAGUUCGAGUCCUCCUUCCUGGAGCACAUGAAGCGCAGCCACCGCUUUAGCCGCGUCGCCGCCACCGUCGUCUACAACGAGUACAUCUCCGAUCGCCAUCACGUUCACAUGAAUUCUACGCAGUGGGCUACGCUGACCGAGUUCGUCAAGUACUUGGGGCGCACCGGCCAGUGCAAGGUUGAGGAGACCCCCAAGGGGUGGUUUAUUACGUACGUCGAUAGGGAUUCCGAGACCCUUUUCAAGGAAAAGAUGAAGAACAAGCGAAUUAGGGCUGAUAUAGCGGAUGAGGAGAAGCAAGAGAGAGAAAUUAGGAGGCAAAUCGAGAUGGCGGAGCAAUUAAAGCCUUUGGGUAAUGAGACAGCUGAGCCAUUGGAAUCUGAGCCAAAGGUGCUGGCAAAAUCAGAGAGUGGGGAAAAGAUUGUGCUUAGUCUAGGCGCAUCCUCUAAACCUGUUGGUAGAGAGAGAGUUGGGAGUUCUAAGUUGGUUUUUGAAGAACCAGAAAUUGAUGCCAAGAAUGGGAAAGUUAAACAAAACGGGAAAUCAGGAAAAAUAGGGGGUGCAAGUAGGACGGCAUUGGAUGAUUUGAUGAAAGAGCAAGAGAAGGCCAAGGAACGGAUUAAUAGGAAGGAUUAUUGGUUGUGUGAGGGAAUUAUCGUGAAGGUCAUGAGCAAGGCGUUGGCUGAAAAGGGGUACUAUAAACAGAAGGGUAUUGUCCGCAAGGUGAUUGAGAAGUAUGUUGGGGAAAUUGAGAUGCUUGAGAGCAAGCAUGUGCUGAGGGUUGAUCAGGAAGAGCUCGAAACGGUAAUUCCCCAAAUUGGGGGGCUUGUGAAGAUAGUUAAUGGGGCUUAUCGUGGAUCAAAUGCAAGGUUACUAGCAGUGGAUACAGAUAAUUUCUGUGCCAAGGUUCAGAUUGAGAAAGGAAUAUAUGAUGGCAGGGUGCUCAAUGCUGUUGAAUAUGAAGAUAUUUGCAAAAUAGUUCAAUGAGAUCGUGUAUGGAAUUUUAUUGUUUUCCAUAGUGCACUAAGUCCUUACCUUACUAUUACUUUAGAUUGAUAAAUUGUGGUAUGCAAUUCUGAUUUCAAUCAAAAUAAUUUCAUGUUUUGUUGUAAACAUGUUUGUCAAGUGUGCAUGUAUCUUUUAUGAAUUUAGUAAAAUGUUGCAUUUGAGAUA
Molecule: messenger RNA, 1541 nt
Organism: Diospyros lotus (date-plum)
Lineage: Eukaryota; Viridiplantae; Streptophyta; Magnoliopsida; Ericales; Ebenaceae
Product: KIN17-like protein
Exons: 1
Coding region: 162-1355 (397 amino acids)
Biological process (GO): DNA replication; DNA damage response
Cellular component (GO): nucleus
Molecular function (GO): double-stranded DNA binding
Source: RefSeq, a predicted model, not a curated record